UUUUUUUUUUUUUUUUUUUUUGGGUUAGAGCUUGCAAUUCAAUGGUUUACUUGUGUGAGAAGUUGUCACUUGUGAAUGAGAUGUACUUUGCUAUCACUCUGGAUCGUAAAACUGCUGGUCCACUCAUAAUUGCAUGUAGAAAGGGAGGCACAAGCAUCGAAGAUCUUGCGGAGAAAUACCCUGACAUGAUUAUUAAGGUACCCAUUGAUGUUUUCAAAGGAAUCACUGAUGAAGAUGCUGCUAAGGUUGUGGAUGGUUUGGCUCUGAAGGUGGCAGACAGAAAGGAUUCAAUUGAACAAGUGAAGAAGUUAUAUGAACUUUUCUGCAAAUGUGACUGCACAUUAUUGGAAAUCAAUCCCCUGGCAGAAACCUCUAGCAACCAGCUAGUGGCAGCUGAUGCAAAGUUGAACUUUGAUGAUAAUGCUGCUUUUCAUCAAAAGGAGAUAUUUACUCUCCGUGAUCCAACCCAAGAGGAUCCUCGUGAGGUGGCUGCUGCCAAGGCAGAUCUAAAUUACAUUGGCUUAGAUGGAGAAAUUGGCUGCAUGGUCAAUGGUGCUGGGUUAGCAAUGGCUACAAUGGAUAUAAUCAAAUUGCGUGGGGGAACUCCUGCCAAUUUUCUGGAUGUUGGUGGUAAUGCUUCUGAAGGCCAGGUUGUUGAGGCAUUUAAAAUACUUACUUCUGAUGAGAAAGUAAAAGCAAUUUUGGUGAACAUUUUUGGAGGUAUCAUGAAAUGUGAUGUGAUUGCAAGUGGAAUUGUCAAUGCUGCUAAACAGGGAUGGCAAUUCUCCCCGUUCCCCGUUGAGCCUCAUGGGGAUCCCUACCACAGCUUGCUGUCGAAUUCAUCUCCUCUGCUACUGUUGAAGCCAUCUACUCUGCUGUUGAUCGAUCCAUCUGCUUUCCUGCUGUUGCUGAAGUCAUUUGCUUUGCUGCUGUUGCUGUUGAAGCUUGCUGCCAAAUCCAUCUCCUCUGCUGCUGCUGAAGCCAUCUACUCUACUGUUGCCGGAUCCAUCUGCUCUACUGUUGCCGCCAGAGCCAUUUGCUGUUGUGGCCGGAGCCAUCUUCUGCUGUGGCCAGAGCCAUCUGCGAGCAAUCUGAUAUUAAUUGGUGGAGAAUGGGGAUCAUCGCGAGGAUCCCCAUUUCUCGCAAGAAACAAGGACGGGGGGCAAAAUCUGCCCCCCAUCAAAAUCUUCACAGGGAUCAUUGUCCCAUGAUUGAUGGAGAAGGACUCCCGAUCCCACGAGACCCGUUGAUAUCCCUACAUAUGCGCCAUAUUUGCAUAGGUUUAAAUGACUAAAGAUAAUCCUUAUGCUUGCCAUAAGAAAAACACUUCCCUACCCCACUGCUUUUUGCAUUGGAGUCUCCCAAAAAAACCUAGUAAAAAGAAGUUUAUCUU
Messenger RNA from Rubroshorea leprosula, 1393 nucleotides. NCBI's taxonomy places the organism in Eukaryota, Viridiplantae, Streptophyta, Magnoliopsida, Malvales, Dipterocarpaceae. The record is from the annotation of a GenBank genome assembly.